Molecule: messenger RNA, 2808 nt
Organism: Hirundo rustica (Barn swallow)
Lineage: Eukaryota; Metazoa; Chordata; Aves; Passeriformes; Hirundinidae
Gene: TTC27
Product: tetratricopeptide repeat domain 27
Exons: 21
Coding region: 29-2686 (885 amino acids)
Molecular function (GO): protein binding
Source: RefSeq, a predicted model, not a curated record
GUGCGGGGCGGGACCGGGCGGCGGGACCAUGCUGGCCCUGGAGCGCGCCCUGCUGAGGGGCUUCCUCAGCGCCACGGAGUCCCUGGAGUGGAAGCAGGGCGAAGUCGCGGCCGCAGAAAGUGGAUCAUUAUUGCAAUUGAUGUUUGAUGGGAAGUAUGAGGCAAUAUUUUCAAACUCAGCCAUUCAGAAUGUUUUCAGUGAGUCUUCUGUGACAGAGGAGAACAUUGACACUUACCUGGAGAAACAGAUUCUAGCAUACCUGGAUUGUUCUGCAGAGGUUGAUAACGUGGAAAGGCAGAGGCUGAUGUUUCUGCUUGGUGUGGGGAGUUUGCAGCUCUUUGUUCAAAGUAAUUGGACCGGUCCUCCUGUUCAGUUAAAGCCUCAGGAUUUUCUGCCGCCUGCAUUGUUACAUAAAUUCUGUGAGCCAAAGAUGCUGCAUGCAACUAUUCUGAAGAUGCUGGUUCUAGAUGGUGAAUCAGUCUAUACCUUGACUUCUCAUCCUAUUUUGCUGCUUAUAGCCAGGAUAAUCCUUGUGAAUUCAAGACACAAACUCGCAUCUCUCCAGACAUUACCUUGGUGGACUCUAAGAUGUGUAAAUAUUCACCAGCAGUUGUUGGAGGAGAGAUCACCUGAGCUAUUUACUCUUGCCCAGACCUGUAUAAAACAAGGUCAAUAUCACCACCUGAAUAGAAGACAGCUGCAAGGAUUCCAUGCUGUUCUGAAGCAGCCAUUAUGUAAAACCAGUUGGACUUGGUGCAGGUUCCCAUCUCUUUGGCUGUAUGCCAGACAUGUGGCAGAAGCAGAAGCUUUGUUCACAGAUGGUGAAAGCUGGCACUUAGCAGUUCAGUUCCAGCUUGAGUCUGCCUAUACAUUUUUGUUUUACUAUGAGUAUAAAAAAGCUAAACACUGUUUCAAUAUGGCUAAAGACAUAACAAAACUGCAAAUUAACCUUACAGGUGCUUUGGGGAAGAGAACACGAUUUCAGGAAAAAUAUGUUGCACAGCUUAUUUUGGAUGUCCAAAGAACAGAUGGAUUCCUCCUUCCUCACAGUGAGCUAAGUCCAACUCCAACACCUCUAGAAAGCUUAACAAUAAAUUAUGAUUUAAAUGAUGACACAGUGCUUAAUGAGAUAAAACUAGCAGAUGCUGAUCAGUACCAGGUACCUGAUUUGUGUGCAGAGGAGCUUGCUGUAAUCCUUGGAAUAUGUAUAGACUUCCAAAAGAACAAUCCAAUACACAAAUUAACUGAAGAGGAACUUCUGGCUUUUACUUCAUGCUUGCUCUCCCAGCCGAAGUUCUGGGCCAUUCAGACAUCAGCCCUACUCCUUCGGACCAAACUGGAGAAAGGAAGCACUCGCAGAAUGGAACGGGCAAUGAAGCAGACUCAGGCACUUGCAGACCAGUUUGAAAAUGCAAAUACGUCAGUAUCUGAACGCAUGAAGAUUUUCUACUGUUGUCAGGUGCCUCCCCAUUGGGCCAUACAGCGCCAGCUUGCAAACUUACUCUUCGAGCUGGGAUGCACCAGCUCUGCCUUACAAAUAUUUGAGGAGCUGGAAAUGUGGGAAGAUGCAGUAAUCUGCUAUGAAAGAGCAGGACAACAUGGAAAGGCAGAAGAAAUACUCAGGCGGGAGUUAGAGAAGAAGGAAACACCGGGAUUAUACUGUUUGCUCGGUGAUGUUCUUAAAGACCACCACUAUUACGAUAAGGCCUGGGAGCUUUCCAGGCACCGCAGCGCCCGCGCACAACGCUCCAAAGGCCUCCUCCAUCUCCGCAACCGGGAAUUCAGGGAAUGUGUGGAGUGCUUUGAACGCUCAGUGCAGAUCAACCCUAUGCAGCUAGGUGUAUGGUUUUCCUUGGGCUGUGCAUACAUUGCUUUAGAAGGCUACGAAGGUGCUGCCAAAGCAUUUCAGCGCUGUGUGACAUUGGAACCAGAUAAUGCUGAGGCCUGGAACAAUUUAUCAACUGCUUAUAUCAGAUUAAAACAGAAGAUCAAAGCAUUUCGAACCCUUCAAGAAGCUCUCAAGUGCAACUAUGAGCACUGGCAAAUAUGGGAGAACUACCUUCUCACCAGUACAGACAUUGGAGAGUUUUCAGAAGCAAUUAAAGCUUAUCACCGGCUCAUGGACUUAAGAGACAAGUACAAGGAUACACAGGUGCUGACUAUUCUGGUCAGAGCGGUAGUGCAUGGUCUGGCAGAUCGUGCUGGAGAGGUAUCAAGUGGAUUGAAGGGGAAGCUACAAGAGCUCUUGGGCAGAGUCACUUCACGAGUGACAAAUGAUGGGGCAAUCUGGAGACUUUAUGCCCAACUUUAUGGAAAUGGAGAGAAUGAUAGUGGUGAAGAUAUUGAAAAGUCUCUGCAGUGUCUCACUAAGGCGCAUAAAUGUGAAAUUCAAUCAAGUGACUGGGAGAAAGAUGUUUCUUCUUUUAAGGAAGUGGUGAAAGGAGCCAUAGAGAUUGCACAUGUGGCUAUAAAAUGCAGCAAGACCAAAUCUAAUCGUCAGGAAGCUUUGCAGAUACUUUCUUCAUCUCGGCUCAACUUGCGUGGCUUGUCAUCCAAGGCAAAGCAACUUUUCAUAGAUGUAACAAGUAAUGAGGUACACAGUGAGAUAGCUGAUGAGGUGACAGCUAUGGACAACAUGAUUGCUGAACUUCAGGAGCUGAGCAACCAGCUGAGAGACCAGUGCUGACAUAUGGACCAAAUUUCGGGACAGGAUGACAAGAAUGACAUGUUUCCGUUGCCACCGCUUUUGCUGAUGAAAUGGUAACAAUUCUCAGCCAACAGCACUCUCAAUAAACACUUUUCUGUACA